Messenger RNA from Clarias gariepinus (North African catfish), 2562 nucleotides. RefSeq names its product carbohydrate sulfotransferase 6 (gene chst6). Lineage: Eukaryota; Metazoa; Chordata; Actinopteri; Siluriformes; Clariidae. The record is from RefSeq and is a predicted model, not a curated record. Gene Ontology annotation, cellular component: Golgi membrane. The transcript has 2 exons. Gene Ontology annotation, molecular function: N-acetylglucosamine 6-O-sulfotransferase activity. The coding region runs from base 150 to 1343 and encodes 397 amino acids. Gene Ontology annotation, biological process: sulfur compound metabolic process; N-acetylglucosamine metabolic process; carbohydrate metabolic process.
UCGGUACACAGAAGUUCUUCUCUCUCUCUCUCUCUCUCUCUCGCGCGCGCACACACACACACACACACACACUCACUAAGCGGACCUGGAGAGCAGAGAGCUGGUGUGUCUCCCGCGCGCGCCCCGACCUCUCCGUCCUCGCGGCUGCGAUGCUGCAUUUCCGUGUACCCGCCCCCGCUGCGUUGGCGCUGCUGGUCUUCCAGGCUGUUGUCGUGGUUCUGUUUAUUGGCUGGCACAGCCACAUAACCCCGCCCACUUCGGAUUCCAACACUGCUCCUGGGGGCAAAGUGCACGUGCUGCUGGUGUCAUCAUGGCGAUCAGGCUCGUCGUUUAUGGGCCAGGUGUUCAACCAUCACCCGUCAGUAUUCUACCUAAUGGAGCCCGCGUGGCACGUGUGGGGGUGUCUUCAGCGACCGGGCGCACGCAGCCUGCGUAUGGCAGUGCGGGACCUGAUACACCGCGUCUUCCUGUGUGACCUCAGCGUGCUGGACGCCUACCUGCCCAUCCAGCACAACGUCUCGGACCUGUUCAUGUGGAGCCACAGCCAGGCACUGUGUUCUCCACCGGCGUGUCCGCCCCCGUUCCAUUCGCACACCACGCCGCAGAUCACUGAUUGUGCGAAGCAAUGCAACGUGGCGGGGUUGGAGCGGGCGGAGGCGGCGUGCCACACCUACACCCACGUGGUGCUAAAGGAGGUGCGUUUCUUUGAGCUGGAGUCUCUGUUCCCGCUGCUGCGUGACCCCUCGAUCAAUCUGCGCAUCCUACACCUUGUGCGUGACCCCCGGGCCGUGUUUCGCUCCCGCGAGCAGGCGGCCGCGGCGUUGCAGAGAGAUGCCACCAUCGUCCUGGACGGCAAGGCGGCAUCGUCUGACACACAGACGCGCGUCAUGCAGGAAAUCUGCCGGAGCCACAUUCGGAUCUACGACACCGCUGUUAAGAAAGCGCCGGACUUCCUGCAAGGACGCUACAAACUAGUGCGUUAUGAGGACGUCGUACGCGACCCGCUAACAGAGAUCCAACGCAUGUAUGACUUUGUGGGACUCGAGAUGACGGAGGCGCUGCAGGAAUGGAUCCACAACAUAACGCAUGGCAAGGGAAAGGGGACACCCAGCGAGGCGUUCAAGAUCACCAAGCGCAACGCCUCAGAAGUCUCGCAGGCCUGGAGGACAAGUUUAACGUUCAGUAAAGUCCAGCAGGUCCAGGAGGUCUGCAGGAGUGCCAUGUCUCUCCUGGGCUACCGUCUGUUGAACACCGAAGCAGAGCAGAAGCAACUCGACCUCGACCUCACGCGCGUGGAGAAGUACAGCUUCACAUGGCUUACGUCCAAAAGUCCCAAAGACUGAAGAAUAUUUUGGACAACAGACGAGAGACUGUGUGUCAGUCUGUAUCUGAACAGUUCACUACAACUCGAUAGUUUAUUAUUAAUUACUUAUUUAUUACAGUUGUUGGGAAAAACGUGCAAAAUCACACUUUACAUUUAUACGAUACGUGACAACAAAAGACUGAUGACGUGUUGUGAACUGACAGAGCGCUAUUUUUAUUAAGUGGACUGUGAUGGACGUCUCGCAAAUCUGCGAGUGUUCGCAGGAUGAGUGCAGAACUAGUUUAUUAACACUUUUAUGUUUUAGUUGAAGUCUUACAAACAGAAAUGAUGACACAAGUAAGAGGCUUUGCGUUCAUUAUUAUACUGCAGCGCUGUAGCCACGCCCCUUCUCCGUCCCCAACCCUUUCCCUGUCCAUGUCUUUCUCCUGCUUUUGCCUUCUUAUUUAUGUCCCUGGCCGUUUAGUAGCCCCCCUGCUUCCCCCUUCUCCCACUUUUCCUGUCUCAACCCCUUUCACUGGUUCACCUAGGUUUCUGUCCACACCCAUUUUCUGUCUACUCCCAUUGUUACCCUGUCCCUGCCUGUUCAAGUCCCUACCCCUUAACCCUGUCUCUGGAUCUUUUACCAUGUCCCUGCUUUCUUAACCUGUCCCUGUCCCUGUCCCUUAUACCCUGUCCCUGCCUCAUUUACUCUGUCCGUGUCCGUUUUACACUGUCCCUGCCCCUUCUACACUGUCCCUGUCCCCUUUUUUGUGUUCCUCAUGCUGUCCCUCAGUGAGUUUCUUCGAGGUUCUCUUUAGCAUGAUGUCUGAUGAGUGAGUGGUUUAAUGUUUAUAGGACUUAUAUCAUGGAGUCAUCAUGGUAACCUCCAGGUAGAAUGGUUGUCUUUUAAUGGUAGUCAAGGUGUAGCACGUUAGUAAGAAGAGGGACGAGACAUUUGUCAUUAUUUUAAUAAAAAAUAAAAAAGUUUAUCACUGAGUUUACAAUCACAAUGAAAGUAAGUUGGGGGUUUUCAGAAAAUGUGUUAUAUGGUUGUGUGUGUGUGUGUGUGUGUGUGUGUGUGUGUGUGUUUCCUCUGUAAUGAUGUCGGUGAAUCAGAUGUGAAAGCUCAGUUACUGAAUGAUGCUGUAAAUGUGAUAAUUUAUUACAGAGUGAUUGUUUUAGUGAUUAUUAACGAGCGGCUUGUUAGUGGUACACAGAGGAGCGAAGGAAAUAAAUAAAUAAAAAUAAAUAAAUACGUU